GUCACUGGUCUCGGCGGCCGUCCAAGAAUUCGCCUUUUUUUUCUCUCUUUGUUUUGCUUUGUUUCCCGAGUCGUAGAUCUCGUCCUCGGCCUCGUGCGUAGUUCCUCUCCGGCCUCGCCCCGGGACAGAGAUGAAAUUUAUAGACAGAGGUUUUCUGGUUUAUCUUAGGAUACGUAUGUACAGAGAGAAAUUUUCUUUGUCGUGACAAGAUAUUGAAAGAAAAAAUUAUUUACAUAAAGAAAUAAGUUGGCAGUUAAAUAGCACACAACGUCACCACUGAAGAAUGGGGUCCCUUUGGCAGGACAAAGGCACAGUCAGCUUUGAGGAGAAAUGGCCGGCGAUGCGACCGACGGUACUCAAACUGCUGCGGCAGGAGUGCGUAAGCCGGGCCGAGUGGCAGGACCUGUUCUGGGCUGUCCACAAGGUCUGCCUUUGGGAUGAGAAGGGGCCGCCUAAAGUGCAAAAAGCCCUGCAGGAUGACAUUCUCGACUUCAUCACACAUGCACAAGCGAGAGUCUUAGAUCAACAUGAAGAUCAAGCUUUACUUAAAGCAUACAUAAGUGAAUGGCGCAAGUUCUUCCAGCAGUGUAACUAUCUGCCAUUGCCAUUCAAUCAGCUGGAGUCAGCCCUGGCUGGCAAGACCACUACCUCCGUCUCCAAGAAAGUCCAGAAUGAUGAUUCCAUUGUCAGAAAGUUGAUGCUAGAUAGUUGGAAUGCAAGCAUCUUCAGCAACAUCAAGCAACGGUUACAGGACUCAGCCAUGAAACUGGUACAUGCGGAGAGAAAUGGGGAAGCCUUUGACUCCCAGCUGGUUAUUGGGGUGCGAGAGUCGUAUGUGAACUUAUGCUCGAAUUCAGGCGACAAGCUGCAGAUUUAUAGAGAAAAUUUUGAAAAGGCCUACAUAGAGGCAACAAAAGCGUUUUAUCGGGUGAAGGCACCUCAGUACUUGGAGGCCAACGGGGUCCAAAACUACAUGAAAUAUGCAGAGCUCAAGUUAAGAGAAGAGGAACAGCGAGGAGAAAAGUAUUUAGAAUCCUUUAGUGGGUCGCUACAAAAUCUAAAUGAGUGUUGUGUGGAGGUCUUGGUGACAAUCUUCCGGGACACAAUCUUGGCCGAGUGUCCACAAAUGAUCAAGAAUAAUGAAACUGAUAAACUACAGUUGAUGUUUAAAUUGAUGGACCGCGUCCCAGAUGGAAUUCAGCCAAUGCUGGAUGCACUAGAAGAACAUAUUGUCUCAGCUGGACUGGCAGACAUGGUGGCUGCAGCAGAUAGUAUAACACAGGAUUCUGAACAGUAUGUGGAGAAGUUGCUAGACCUCUUCCAGAGGUUCAGCAAGCUAGUAACAGAAGCAUUUAAUGAAGAUCCUCGCUUUCUUACUGCCAGAGAUAAGGCUUAUAAACAGGUUGUCAAUGAUACUCAAGUUUUUAAACUUGAAUUACCAAGUAAAACGGUAAGACUACUAAAAAAAGGUAUCGGUAAUAAAACGCAGCCAGAAUCCAAAUGCCCUGAGCUGCUGGCUAACUACUGUGAUAUGCUCCUUAGAAAGACACCACUUAGCAAAAGACUCACUGCUGAUGACAUUGAGAGCAAGCUGAAGGACGUGUUGCUGGUGCUAAAGUAUGUAAGCAACAAGGAUGUGUUCAUGAGGUACCACAAGGCGCACCUCACACGACGCCUCAUUUUAGAUACAUCUGCAGAUUCAGAGAAAGAGGAAAACAUGGUAGAAUGGUUACGAGAAGUAGGCAUGCCAGCAGACUUUGUCAAUAAGCUGGCGAGAAUGUUCCAGGAUAUCAAGGUGUCAGAGGAUCUCAAUCAACAAUUUAAGGAAUCUAUUCGAACAACCACAAAGUCUAGUGUAGCAGAUAAUCUAAACAUUAAGAUAUUGAAUGCUGGCGCAUGGGCAAGAGGCAGCGACAGAGUCACAGUUAGUUUACCGAUGGAGUUAGAAGAUUUCAUCCCUGAGGUGGAGGAUUUCUAUCGCAAGAAGCACUCAGGACGGAAGCUGCUUUGGCAUCACCACAUGUCCAAUGGCACAAUCACCUUCUGCAAUAAUAUGGGGAGGUUCGACUUGGAUGUAACCACCUUCCAGAUGGCUGUCAUGUUUGCCUGGAACCAACGAAUACAUGAUAAGAUCUCCUUCGAUAAUCUUCGUCUUGCGACUGAACUCCCAGAUCCAGAGUUGAGACGGACAUUGUGGUCCCUGGUAGCGUUUCCAAAGAUGAAGAGACAAGUCCUGUCCUUCUCUGGAGAGGUCUCAUCACCCAAGGACUUCACAGAAAACACCCUCUUUUGGGUUAACCAGGAAUUUGCACCCAUUAAAAAUGGCAAACCCCAGAAGCGUGGCAAAGUGAACUUAAUUGGGCGUCUGCAGCUCAGCACAGAGAAGAGCAAGGAGGAGGACAACGAGGGCAUAGUGCAGCUUAGAAUACUCCGAACUCAGGAAGCCAUAGUGAAGAUCUUAAAGAUGCGCAAGAGGAUCUCCAACGCCCAACUGCAGACGGAGUUGGUGGAGAUGCUGAAGAACAUGUUCCUUCCGAGCAAGAAGCUUAUCAAAGAGCAGCUGGAAUGGCUCAUUGAACACAAAUACAUGAAGCGCGAUGAUGAGAACAUCAAUAUCUUCAUCUACAUGGCCUAGUCAACCAAGGAGAGAGAGAAAUGGCACCACCUUGGCUCGCAGGCAUGCAUGGGCAAAUGGGAUAGGAGGAAGAGGAAGAGGCAGCAGGAGCUCGAACACUAUCCUUGGCACUAGGGAUGAUGGUAAUGUUGGCAGGGCAGAGUGUGAGGGAAGUGGGCGAGCAGGCAAGUAGCCAAUACGCUGAAGCCAAUCAAGGCUGUUGGAUAUGUGCUGGCAAUGAAUGGGGAUUUGCUUGAAAGACUUUUGUGCUCUUUCUGAUGAAAUCUGGAGGUUAGCAUCUCACUAAGUGGAUCUUGGAACAUUUGUUAUGUAUGGUGACAAUGAAUAAGACAUGAGUGUAAUGUCAAGCUGGAUGCAAGGAAGAGAUCUCCAGGUAGUGGAAAAUAAAUCCUUAAUCCAUUUUUUCUGUGUGGCCUUGCCAGGUAAACAAAUUGAUUGUCUGUUUAUUACAUGUGAUGUUCUUGUGCUGCAAACACAUUCCUGAUGAUAUGCAGUGUAAGGUCUAUGCUUCAUAAAGUAUCAAGUCAACCUUUCCUAUUUUCAGGAGCAGUUAGACGGAGAAAAAUAGUUUCAGAAUAUUUAGUAGAUACUCCCCAUUGUUUUUUCCAACAGAAAAUCUUCAGAUGGAUAAAAGGAAUGUAGUUUUGAAAGUUUUGGUGAUAGAGAAUCAAUAUACAAGGCCUUUGUCAGUGAUGUGUCCUCUAAUGCAAAGAUGUUCAGACAGCAUGAGCCAUGUGAGUCAGGUGGUGUGUGAGAUCCAAGAUAUCAAGAUGCCACUAGGUCCCUUCUCUCCCCCCUCUCUCACUCAUGCCAGGAGCUGCACUCUGCGUACUUCUCAUGGACUUAACAUUUAUAUAAUUACGCAUAUUCUACGAUGCCUCUGUAUAUAGUAGGUGAAGAGUAUAAAAAAAGAGCCUCUCCUAGCUGUACAAUGUGUGAGUUCUAUGGUGGAAUGAUGAUGAUUUUUCAGACCUGAAUUUCAUGUGUACUCAAAGUUUUAUCCAAGGAAAAGGUGGUGUUGCCUGAAUUCUUUAUUUACAUAUGAAGAGAUGGCUUGAUAGAUUCUGUGUUGACGACUCAAAAAAUGGAACAGAAGAGAGAGUUUAUGAAAAAAAAACAUUUAUUUAUGAAGUGCUGAAUCAUUGCAAUAGAAAAUUCCUCAAAAUCAGGUGUAGAUCAUUGUCAAGCCACCAUA
This is a messenger RNA of Penaeus indicus, 3830 nucleotides long. RefSeq names its product cullin-5-like (gene Cul5). The transcript has 17 exons. The coding region runs from base 284 to 2635 and encodes 783 amino acids. Lineage: Eukaryota; Metazoa; Arthropoda; Malacostraca; Decapoda; Penaeidae. Gene Ontology annotation, cellular component: SCF ubiquitin ligase complex; Cul5-RING ubiquitin ligase complex. The record is from RefSeq and is a predicted model, not a curated record. Gene Ontology annotation, molecular function: protein-macromolecule adaptor activity; ubiquitin protein ligase binding. Gene Ontology annotation, biological process: SCF-dependent proteasomal ubiquitin-dependent protein catabolic process; protein ubiquitination.